Messenger RNA from Sphaeramia orbicularis (orbiculate cardinalfish), 3181 nucleotides. Its product is annotated as drebrin-like protein A. Gene Ontology annotation, molecular function: actin filament binding. The transcript has 16 exons. Gene Ontology annotation, biological process: positive regulation of dendritic spine morphogenesis; regulation of actin filament polymerization; neuron projection morphogenesis. Gene Ontology annotation, cellular component: site of polarized growth; cortical actin cytoskeleton; dendrite. The record is from RefSeq and is a predicted model, not a curated record. NCBI's taxonomy places the organism in Eukaryota, Metazoa, Chordata, Actinopteri, Kurtiformes, Apogonidae. The coding region runs from base 244 to 2673 and encodes 809 amino acids.
CACAAAGAGCAGCGUGCAGUCUCAGCCUCCUCCACGCUGUGUGUGCGCAGCGCCUGCACAGAUCGCUCCAGUUUGGAACUUAAGCCUACAUUUGCAUGAACCUGCUCACCUAUACUGCUGUUUUCUUUGCCGUGAACGACCUUCAGCGUUUCGUUCUGGCUGUUUCCAGCACAUAAUCCGACCCCGAAAACCGUCGGGACUUGUGAAGAGAGAAACUGCGGGAGUGGUGUGGAAACUUUUGCCAUGAUGAGUACGCGAACGGUCAACCUUGAUACCUACAGCCUGUCACUACUCACGGCCAAAGAGGACAUUCUCAACCCACGGUCCUCCACUAACUGGGCAUUAUUCACAUAUGAUGGAGUCAGCAACAAGCUCAAACUGGCUGACUCAGGAGCUGGUGGUGUGGCGGAGCUGGCAGGAAAGUUUCACAUCGCCAAGCCUCAGUAUGGACUGUGCAGAAUGGGGAAUGCAGAAACAGGAGGCACCCGGAUUGCUAUGAUUAAGUGGCUCGGCCAAAAUGUUGAUGACUACAGAAGGACAGAAUGUGCCAACCACAUUCCAGCUAUCAAGAACUUCUUUAAGGAAGCACAUGUGUUCAUUGGUGCAGAAAAAGAAGAGGAUGUGACAGAGGAGAGAAUAAGAGCUGAACUUAGCAAGGCCCAAAACAAUGCUUCUACACAGUGGGUAAGGAGGAGCUCCAGAUCUGCGGACAAGGAGGAGUUAGUGGGCACAAAUUACAGAAAAACUAAUGCUGCAAUGGAGAUGAGACUAAUAAACAGAGACUCCUUUUGGGCACGUGCAGAGCGUGAAGAAGAAGAGAGGAAAGAAGAAGAGAGGAGAAGAGCAGCAGAGGAGAGACGACGGUUAGAAAGAGAAAGAGUUUUAAAGGAAAGAAAGGAUGCAGAGGAGAGAGAUCGAAAGAUGAAUGAGAAACUACAGAUGAUAGAAGAGCAAAGAAGAAAACAGGCCGAGCAAGAAGAAGUACUGCGCAGACAGGAGAAAUUAAAAUGGGAACAACAACAGAGGGAGCAUGAGGACGAUAUGAGAGCUCGUCUUAGAAGGAGUGAAUCCAUAGAGAAAGCAGCAGAGGCAGCAGCAUUAGUGUCCCAACGCUCCAUGAACCCUAGGGAGUUCUUCAGGCAGCUGUCAUCAUCAUCAUCACAGAGUCCCACCAGCCCUGGAUCGUCUCGUACCGGCAAACCAUUCAGACGAUACCAGCGCAGUCUGACAGACACCGCCUUCAUCUUCUCUAAGGCUGAAGAGAGCACAUCGUCCUCCCCUCGCAGUUCUCCCCUUGUGUCACCCUUUUCCCGUGCCCCUCCCUCUCCUUUCUACCGUACUACAUCUCCCCCCACGAGCCCAGAUUUCCGUCCUGUCACAUCGCCACAAAGGCCCAGAGCCCCCAUGUCCCCGCCUACAUCGCCACUCCGCCCUGCCCCUCCAGCUUUAGACCUGCCCAGCGUUCCACAAACCAGCGGCCAAGUCAAGGCCGUGUUCGAGCCCAAAGCACCGUCGCCAACAGAGCCGUCUGCACCUCCAGCCUCCCCGACUCUCUUGGCUUCCUUUUUGCCCAGUUCAGAAAAAAACACUUCCUCUCAGUCACAUCCAGAAGCCCUGCCAGCCUCACCCCCAAAUUCCCCAGCCCAGCCAGAGCACUCAACUUUCUGCUUUGAGUCUGGUUUAGCUCUGCAGGCUCCAACGGCUCCUCUUCCUGAGAGACCGCAGCCAAACACAGCUGCUGAGCAGGUUGCAGAUAUUGGCUACAAAGUGCAGGCUGUGCUGGUGGAAGAGGAUGAAGAGGAGGAGACGGAGGUACAAGAAGAAGACAAGGAGGAAACACAGCCAUGUGCGGUGAAUACGGUAAAAGAAGCAGAGGAGCUGGAAAGUGAGGAGAAGGAAAAGGAGGAGGAGAAGGGAAAGGAGCAGGAGAAGGAGGAGGAGGAGAGGGAGGAGGAAGAGCAGGAGGUUGAACAGGAGCAGGAGAAGAAGGUAGAGGAGGAGGUGGAGGAGGAGGAGGAGGAGGAGGAGAAGGAGGAGCAGCCUGAGGAAGAAAAGGAAGAGGAGGGAUUGAAACAGGAAUCUGAACCUGCAACACUGGAGGAACCAGUGGAGUUUGUUCAGGAAAAAGAAGAGGAGGAGGAGGAGGAGGAGGAGGAUGAAGCUGAGGAGGUGAAUGACCAAUCAAAAGACAGUCAGGCCCCUGCUGAGCCUGUCGAGCUUCCACUAGAAGAUGAAGACAUAUCAAUCACAGAUGCCAAAACAAAUUGUCAGGAAAUCAAACUUGGAACUGUAGAUGUGUCAACCAAUGUGAUCACAAAUGGAGACAACACGCAGGAACAGAACGGCACAGAGCACCCUCCGAGUCCAUCUGACACUGAUCUCAACUCCCCAGAGCCAGUUGUAUGCAAUGAACUCCACAGUACAGAGGAGGAAGAUGGUGUCACUGAGAAUGAAGAUCAGCAGAUCUCAGAAAAUGGACAAGAGGUUUUAGCCGAGCAGCAGAUGUGUGUAAGAGCUCUGUAUGACUAUCAAGCAGAGGACGAAUCCGAGAUCUCCUUUGAACCUGGUGACAUCAUCAGGGAUGUGGAAACCGUGGACAAAGCCUGGUGGAGGGGAUGGAGCAAAGAUGGCCGUCAAGGCUUGUUCCCUGCCAAUUAUGUGGAGACAAUAUAGACACACACAGAAACACCCAUUCACACACUCAGGGAAACCAGCUCCCCUUUACGUUUAUGUUUUCACCUUCAUCCUCCCACUGAAACUUUGUAUUUUCUGUUGUAAGAAGCUUUAAGAAAAAAAGCAACUUCCUUUUUUGACAUUCUCUGAGAAAAACAAAAUAUUCUCACAAGUUUGCAGAAAUUAUCCAGCCUCAUUUGUUUUGUACAAAACAGUUGAGACCUUUUCUUGGACCAAAAUAACUUAUUUUCCUAUUGAGAUACAGUAGAAAUGAUGGUGGGAGUGAACAAAAAACAAUGACAAAUGAUCACAAACUUGCUUUUCUCACAAGCAACACAAACAGAUUUUUGUAGUGUAUAGGCCUUUUUUGAUCCACUCAUAUAACAAGCAUUACAUUCAGCUCACAGUUUGCUUUAUGUGUUACAUUAAAAAAAGGAAAAAAAAAAAAAAAUCCUGCUCUUGACUGGUAUAUAUGUAUAAUCAAGAUACAUAUCAGACAUCAUCUUAU